Messenger RNA from Funneliformis mosseae, 829 nucleotides. NCBI's taxonomy places the organism in Eukaryota, Fungi, Glomeromycota, Glomeromycetes, Glomerales, Glomeraceae. The record is from the annotation of a GenBank genome assembly.
AUGGGAAAAUCAAAAGCAGCAUUACAAAACGCACUUGAACAACUUUCCAGGCAACAAAAUGAUAUUUCUACCUCGUUUCAGUCUUCCGCCUCCUCAACUUCAUUACCAAUCUCUUCAACGCUUCCUUCCAAGCGCCCAAAAUGUGAUGAUAUUCCUGAAGAUUUGGACCUUAACGAUGUUUAUUAUCCAAAAUAUUCAGUUCUUCAAUUAAUCUCAACCAGAAGAAAGCCUCGAACGCAAUCGACACCCCCACGACCGCCAAAUUCUUUCUUUCUCAUGAAAAAUUGUUACAUGUUAGAAUUAAGGAAAUUGGGGUAUAGGUUUUGUAUGCCAGAUGUUUGCCGUCAAAGCAAACAAAUCUGGUCAAACAUCCCUAUCGAGGUUAAAGAGAGAUACGAUAAUUUAGCGUUGCAAGCACAAAUUCUUCAUCAAGAGAUGUACCCCGGGUACAAAUUUCAACCAAAGAAAAGGCAAAUUUUUAAGUCACACGUCUUUCCUACCGAGGAAACCUCCGUUGAUAGUAGCAUGAUAAACACCUUUAGCAUGACAAAUUUUCUUGCGAAUAAUUCAACCACAGAGAAUGAUACCAAACCAAAAGAUUUAGAACAUUUAGAGUCUUCACGAUUUCUUUCACCGCCUCAUACUCCCCAAACGAUUUCUUCCCCAACAGUUUCCUCCACUUCAUCAUCUUCAAAUGAAUCGGAAUUAGAAUUUUCGCCUAGUUCACCAAUUCCACCUUCAUUUAGACCAACCCAAUCUCCCAUGACGUUGCUCCCCGAGCCAAUUAACCCGAGUGCUCCAAUUGAUCCCGAAUUAUUAUUUGGAUAUU